Metschnikowia bicuspidata var. bicuspidata NRRL YB-4993 is the source of this 2937-nucleotide messenger RNA. Its product is annotated as exosome catalytic subunit. Gene Ontology annotation, cellular component: nuclear exosome (RNase complex); cytoplasmic exosome (RNase complex). NCBI's taxonomy places the organism in Eukaryota, Fungi, Ascomycota, Pichiomycetes, Serinales, Metschnikowiaceae. Gene Ontology annotation, molecular function: endonuclease activity; 3'-5'-RNA exonuclease activity; RNA binding. The transcript has a single exon. The coding region runs from base 1 to 2937 and encodes 978 amino acids. Gene Ontology annotation, biological process: rRNA catabolic process. The record is from RefSeq and is a predicted model, not a curated record.
AUGUUACAGAAGAAAAGACUCUCCUCUGGGCUCACGGCCACACAGAAAGUUUUCGUCAGAUCCAGAAAUGGUGCAUGUACAAAAAUUGUUCGGGAACACUAUCUUCGUACAGAUAUUCCCUGCUAUUCAAGGCUCUGCAAUAUAUGCAUCACCAAUGUGAAGCCAGAUGCGCAAGGAAAUCUUCCUGAAUUUAUUUUGCUGGAUCUGCCUCAUGAGCUCAAAUCUGGCGGUAAACAUUAUGUUGCUCUUGAUACAAACGUCAUCUUGCAUGCCAUUGACUUGUUGGAGCAUGUCGAUUGCUUCUAUGAUGUGAUUGUCCCACAGGUUGUGCUUGAAGAAGUGAAAAACAGAUCGUUUCCUAUUUACCAAAGAGUCCGUUCGCUUGUGAAGGCUGCAGACAAGCGGUUCGUAAUAUUUCACAACGAGUUCCACGAAGACACUUACGUACAGAGAAAGAAGGAUGAGUCCAUCAACGACAGGAAUGACCGGGCAAUCCGUAAAUGCGCUUCCUGGUUUAGAAAUCACUUGAAUGAAAACAACUCCAAAAUUCCAAUAAAUGUCAUCUUGGUGUGUAAUGACAAGGAUAACAGAGACAAGGCCCGUAAGGAUGGUACAGACGCUAGAACUCUUGUGGAGUACGUGGAAGGAUUGACCAACGGAGAUCAGCUCAAGGACUUGAUACCUAAUGAACAUGAGUCCUUUGACAAGAACAAGGCCGAGAUCUCCUUUCCAGAAUACUACACCAGCUCUAGAACCAUGGCUGGAAUUAAGAAUGGUACUUUGUACCAGGGUAUGUUGAACAUUUCUACAUACAACUUUUUGGAGGGCACAGUUCUGACGCCUGCUUUCAAAAAACCGCUUUUGAUCGUGGGAACAAAAAAUUUGAACAGAGCGUUUAAUAGCGAUUCUGUCAUUGUUGAGUUGCUUCCACGAGAAAAGUGGAGAGAGCCUUCCUCGACCAUUAUUGAAGAAGGAGCCAUUGGCGCAAAUGAUAAUGCUGAUGAAGAGUACCAAGAGAAUAUCAUUUCGGACAAAGAACGUCGUAUGUUGGCUGCUGAAGCAAUAAAGGCAAAUUCUGCCUCCGAGGAGAAGCGCUUGCAACCCACUGCACGUGUGGUGAGUAUUGUAAGAAGAUCUUGGAGGUACUAUGUUGGCCAGGUUGCACCAUCGUCAGUUUCUGUCGAAGAGGAUACAGGAAACUCCUCCAAAACUUGUUUCGUCAUCUUGAUGGACAAAGUGUUGCCGAAGAUCAGAAUCAAAACAAGAAAAGCCAAGGACCUUUUAGGGCAAAGAAUUGUCGUGACCGUUGAUUCAUGGCCUUCAAACUCAAAAUAUCCACAAGGCCACUUUGUUCGUAGUCUUGGUCCAAUUGAGGGAAUAGAGGCUGAGAGAGAAGCAUUACUUUUGGAGCAUGAUGUCGAAUAUAGACCAUUUUCCAAGGCUGUAUUAGACUGCUUGCCAAAGGAGGGAGAAAACUGGGCGGUUCCUGAGAAUUUGGACAAUGGAGACGAGCAAUUGAAAAAGAGAGUCGACUUGCGCGAUAAGCUUGUUUGUUCAAUCGAUCCAGUCGGCGCGCAAGAUAUUGACGAUGCCUUACACGCCAAACAAUUGCCAAAUGGGCAUUUUGAGGUUGGUGUUCAUAUCGCCGAUGUCACGCAUUUUGUGAAGGCGAACACGGCAUUAGACCACGAGGGUGCAUCCAGAGGCACAUCAGUGUAUUUGGUUGACAAGAGAAUUGAUAUGUUACCAAUGCUCUUGGGUACCAACUUGUGUUCGUUGAAACCGUACGUUGACAGAUUUGCAUUCUCUGUUAUCUGGGAGCUCGACGAAAAUGCUGAUAUUGUCAAUGUUAAUUACAUGAAAUCCAUCAUCAAGUCCAGGGAAGCAUUUUCUUACGAACAAGCUCAAUUGCGAGUUGAUGAUCCUACUCAAAACGACGACUUGACCAAGUCUAUCAGAAUCUUGUUACAACUUUCCAAAAGAUUGAAACAGAAAAGAUUGGAUGCAGGUGCAUUGAAUCUUUCUUCCCCAGAGGUCAAGGUGCAUAUGGACAGUGAAACAUCAGAUCCAGGCGAGGUUGAGAUUAAGAAGUUGUUGGAAACCAACUCCCUUGUCGAAGAGUUCAUGUUGCUUGCCAACAUUUCUGUCGCCAGAAAAAUAUAUGAUGCAUACCCUCAAACUGCGAUGUUGAGAAGACAUGCGGCUCCCCCAGCAACCAAUUUCGAAGCUCUCAACGAAAUUUUGCGUGUGAGAAAACCUGGAAUGUCGAUCUCGUUGGAGUCUUCGCGAGCUCUCGCUGACUCGCUAGACCGCUGCGUCGAUCCCGAAGACCCAUAUUUUAAUACUCUCAUCAGAAUCAUGUCAACCAGGUGUAUGAUGGCAGCCGAAUAUUUUUCGUCCGGUGCAUAUGGCUAUCCUGAUUUCAGGCAUUAUGGAUUAGCUGUGGAUAUUUACACUCAUUUCACAUCUCCGAUCAGAAGAUACUGUGACGUUGUUGCACACAGGCAGCUUGCGGGGGCUAUUGGCUACGAGAACUUAGACUUAAGUCACCGAGACAAGGCAAAGAUGGAGAUGAUAACCAAGAACAUCAACAGAAGACAUAGAAAUGCGCAAUUUGCCGGAAGAUCCAGUAUUGAAUACUACGUUGGGCAAGUCAUGAGAAACAACGAGUCCUCACAAGAGGGCUACGUCAUCAAGUGUUUCAAUAACGGUAUCGUUGUUCUUGUGCCGAAGUUUGGUGUUGAAGGUUUGAUCAAGCUUGAGAUGUUAGGCGAUGUGAACUCUGCAGAAUUCGACGAGGAGAAGUACCAGUUAAGAUUUGUUGACAAAAAGGGUAACAAGAGAGUGGUGGGUGUGUUUGACAAGCUCCAGGUGGAGGUGAAAUCGAUCAAGGAUGAAGUCAGCGGAAAGAGAAAAGCUCAAUUACUUCUUGCCUAG